Messenger RNA from Bactrocera oleae (olive fruit fly), 2108 nucleotides. RefSeq lists its product as uncharacterized. Gene Ontology annotation, cellular component: plasma membrane. The record is from RefSeq and is a predicted model, not a curated record. Lineage: Eukaryota; Metazoa; Arthropoda; Insecta; Diptera; Tephritidae. Gene Ontology annotation, molecular function: protein binding.
AGUCAUUUCCUGUGUAACUUCGCUCAGUACGAUUCGAACAAUAAUACUGAACAAAGCUAAAGAAUACUUAAAAUAAAUAAAAGACUUUCACAAAAUGGCUAAACAGUUAAUACAUAUACUCUUUUAGUUUAACAACAAAUAAUAGGAAGUACGGUCUGAACAAAACAUGUGGUUUUUCGGGCACAAAAGAGUUCUAUUCGGCUGGUCAACACUUUUCACAAUUUCACUGUUGAUGCAACUGGUUGCAUGCGGACCAGCAAAAACGUGCCCAAUUUAUUGCAACUGUUAUUCAUUGGAUAACCUCAAUCAUGCGGACUGCAGUGGAAAACGAUUGAUAAGUCCAAAUUCUGGGGUGCCAUUUGAAGUUCAAUCGUUAAAUUUAAGCUACAACGAUAUCACUAUUUUAGAUAAUAAUUCCUUUGAGGGCUAUGUCUAUCUACUAAACAUAACCAUCGCUCACAAUGCUAUACACACCAUCUUUCUGGAUGUGUUUACUCCACUGAAGCGCAUACGCGUCAUUGAUCUCUCGCAUAACCGUCUUGAAACCAUCGAUCCAAGACUUUUCGAAUCGAAUAGUAGAUUACAUACACUCAACUUGGCUGGCAACAAAUUCAUGUCGGUGCCCGACGAGCCGCUGCUACACAGCAAGUCCCUCCGCAAACUCAAUUUGGCCGAUGCGCAAAUAAAUGUGCUGCUGCCUGAGCACUACCGUGGAUUGCCGCAGCUGCAGGAGCUCGAUUUGACGCACAAUCUCAUCAUCACCAUCGACCAGUUUGCGGCCCAACCACCAAAGCGAAUGAUUGUACUUAACUUGGAUGAAAAUAAUUUAAACUGCGAUCAAACGCUGCAAAAAUCAAUGCAACAGCUGAAGGCGCGAAACGUUGAAGUCGGCUACAGUUACUGUCAAGCAGCUGAUACAGAUCACGUUGAUGAAGUUCCAACAAAAUUUGAGCGCAUCGAGCUCAUGGAGCAUUUCGAGGAGAGGAGAGCUGAGGUGGGAAUUGCGGCAGGUGACGUCGGCGAUUCACAAGAGGACUUUGACGAUAACAUUCGCAGCGGAGUUCUUAUAGGCUGGCACUUUCCAGUUACAUCAGUUGAUGAUACCGAUGACUACACCGAUUUUGAUGUCGCGGAGAAUGAGGAGAGUGGGGGAGUACUUUCUGACAAGUGUAACGAUAAAACCACGAACGAAACAUGUCGUCAUUGGUGUAACCACUAUGGGAAUAAGUCAUUUACGAAGCAUACUUUCAACGAUGCAAUAGAUUUCAACGCGAAGCUCUACAGUGACUUUGAUUUACUGUUUGUUUUCAUUUGCGGCAUUGCGGUCGGCAUUGCACUGACCAUCUUUAUUGGCAGCUGUAUCAUCUGCAUUUGGCGUUGUUCUUCUUUAAGAUCCAGACCCGUGCAAGUUGAAGAUCCUUAUGAUACUCCCUACGCUGUAGUACCACAAUCCCGUCUACCAUCAAUUCCAACUCAACCACCGACUUCACAUGCAGCAGUAGAUGCAAUUAGGGGACUAUCGGCAAGAGAAGAUGAGCCAAGUCAAGAGCUAAUACCAGUUAUAUAUCCACAUCCUCCACGCCGACGUCAGCGUCGAACUCCAUCCAUACAACGUGCAGUGGUGCGCCGUGAUCAACUUGCGCGUCCUGGUAGCGAUAAUUUCAUUUCGCGUCUCUUCGGCAGGCCAGCGCGUCACCAAUAUUAUCGUACCAUCAAUGAGAACACAGCGACUUUAAUACGUCGCUUGAGUCGCAGCAAUCUUUUCAAUAAUCGCCUGAGUCAACAUUUUGGUGAGCGUGAUCGUGAUCGAGAACGCAACACCGCAAGCUCUGCGCCGAACACACCACCAGAUAGUCCGAAUGGCGCCAGUACGUCGAAUUUGGAUAACGAGUUGGAUAGUUUAGCCACAUCGACAAGAACGCCUCAUCGACGACGCCCGGAGACUCCACCUCCUUUGUAUAGUGAAAUAGUUGCGAAAGAUUGUGAUCGUAUUAAUUAAAUGUUCAAUGAACGACUGAUUUAUUUAUAGCUCUUAAACUUAUUAAGCAGUUAUAGCCAGUAUGCCCACUAAAAUAUACUUAAAUAACCCUAGUAAACUGUCAACUCAA